This is a messenger RNA of Linum trigynum, 3155 nucleotides long. The record is from the annotation of a GenBank genome assembly. NCBI's taxonomy places the organism in Eukaryota, Viridiplantae, Streptophyta, Magnoliopsida, Malpighiales, Linaceae.
GACACGCAUAGAACGAACUUGGUGAAUCGCCACCUCCGCGAAUCACAUUCUCCAGGAUAACACGAUGAAGACUUCGAGAAACAAUGACCGAGAGGGUGACUCUAACAACAUGUAGCUUGGCGAUGUACGGAUCCGAUACCUCGAAAUGGUUAUAUCUGAUUGCCAGACAAACACGCCCUCGCCCCGGUCCACGAACCACCAGGGCCAGAAGCACAACCAAAAUCACAUACAACAUCAUCAAAGUUUGAUCUUGACGAAUUCGUCAGGAGGAGCAAUCCAACGAGCUAGAGAUGUAGGCGGAGGGAGAGAGACCAGAUCCAAAUCGAAACGAGAGGCAGAAGCAAGUAUAAGUUACAACUAGGUUCAACAUCCAACUAUUUAUACUUGAAUUCGAUAUUUUUCCCCUUUUUUUUAGUUAUCUAUUGAAUUCAAAUAUAAACAUUUGGACGUCGAUUCACGUUCAAUUUUCGGUCAUACAUGAUACAUCACCUAAUAUAACCGAUUUUUGUCAACGACCUUUUUUGUUUUGUUUGAGUAAUUGGCUUAUACAACAACUUUGAGUAGUAAUAAUGGCCGACGGCGGCUAGUGAGACGCUUCGUGGAACGGAGGGAGGAGAAACCUGACUCUCUCAUUGCACUAUUAAUUUUUAAUUUCUCUUCCCUUGUCGUAAUCGUCGACCAACAUUGCCUCCGACUCCGAUCAUCGGCACUUCACUGUCGAUCAAUCAGACCAUGACUUGUUGACUUUCAACUUCUUCUCCCUAUUCUUCUUCUUCUUCAUCCCUCUCAAGAAAAUUAGCCCCAAUUUCCAGGCUAUAGAUACUCCCCAUUAAGGAAAAAACUCCCAUCCCAUUCAUGGCUGCUGCUCCGUCUUCUCCUCCAGCUGCAGCAGCUAUCAUGGGAUUCCUAUUUCUAGCACCACUACUUAUCCACUUCUCCACUCUCCUCCCCGCCGCCAAUUCCCAAAACCCAGAACCCACCAGCUUCACCUACAAUGGCUUCCACAAGGCCAACCUCCUCUUCGACAGCCAGGCCAAAAUCCUCCCCGACGGCCUGCUCCAGCUCACCAACCACACCCAGCUCGUCACCGGCCACGCCUUCCACCACCGGACCUUCAACUUCAACCCCAAUUCCUCCGAUUCCUCUCUCUCCUUCUCCACCACCUUCGUCUUCGCCAUGGUCCCAGAAUCGCCAGCCACGGGCGGCCACGGCAUCGCCUUCGUCAUCUCCCCAACCACCGACUUCACCCACGCCGUCGCCAGCCAGCACCUGGGCCUCUUCAAUUCCACCAACAUGGGCAGCGAAUCCAACCACGUCGUCGCCGUCGAGCUCGACGCGAUGCGCAGCCCCGAGUUCCAGGACAUCGACGACAACCACGUCGGACUCGACCUCAACACGUUGAUCUCCACCCCUUCCGCCCCGGUAUCCUACGUCUCCGACGCUGACGGAGUCAACCGCACCCUCCGCCUGCUCUCCGGCGACCGGAUCCAGGUCUGGAUCCGGUACGACGACGGGGAGAAGAGGAUGAACAUCACCGUCGCUCCCUUCAUGACAACUUCCAGACCCAAGAAACCGCUCAUCUCCACGCCGGUCGAUCUCUCCGCUUACCUCAACGAAUCGAUGUACGUUGGGUUCUCGUCGUCGACGAGCACCGUCACCAGCGCGCAGUACAUCCUCGGGUGGAGCUUCACCAAAGGGGAAGAAGAACCCCCGCCGCUGGAUCUCCGCCUCCUCCCCGUCUCCCCCCGGCCGAGCAAGCCGGCGAAGAAAUUAGGCACCGCGCCGAAGGUCUUCCUCGUAAUCUUAUCCAUCUCUCUAAUCGCAACCGCCGUCGGAGCUUACCUUCUCCGAUUGAGGAGGUACAGAGAGCUGAGAGAAGAUUGGGAGAAGGAAUACAACCCGCAGCGGCUCUGCUACAAGGAUCUCUACCGAGCGACGCACGGAUUCAAGGAGAAGGAGGUCCUCGGAUCCGGCGGAUUCGGGAAAGUGUACAGAGGAAUCCUCCCAAAGUCAAAGAUCGAAGUCGCCGUGAAACGAAUCUCACACGAUUCGCGGCAGGGGAUGAAGGAGUUCGUCGCGGAGAUCGUCAGCAUGGGGAGGCUGCGCCACCGGAAUCUGGUACAUUUGCUAGGUUACUGCCGGCGAAAGGGCGAGCUGCUUCUGGUCUACGAUUACAUGCCCAACGGCAGCCUGGAUACUUUCCUGUUCAAUGAUGAGAAGCCGAUUCUCGACUGGAGUUCACGGUACCAAAUCUUGAGAGGCGUGGCGUCGGGGCUUCUGUACCUCCACGAGGAAUGGGAGCAGGUGGUUCUCCACCGCGACAUUAAGGCCAGCAACGUCCUGCUCGACGCCGAUCUCAACGGCCGGCUGGGCGAUUUCGGGCUCGCCAGGCUCUACGACCACGGCUCCAACCCGCAGACCACGCACGUCGUCGGGACCGUGGGGUACCUCGCUCCGGAGAUGUCGAGGCUCGGGAAGGCCACCACGGCGACCGACGUGUACGCAUUCGGUGUGUUCAUGCUCGAGGUGGCGUGCGGGAAGCGCCCGAUCGACGCGCAGGCGCUUCCCGCGGAGGUGAUCCUGGUGGACUGGGUGAUCGACUGCUGGAAGCGCGGCGCGAUUUGGGAGGCAGGGGAUCCGAAGCUGGCAGGGGAGUAUGCGAGGGAGGAGAUGGCGGCUGUGCUGAAGCUCGGGCUGUACUGCUCACACAACAUGCCGGCGUUUCGCCCCAGCAUGAGGCAGGUAAUGCAGUACCUUGAUGGAGACUGCAACUUGCCCGACGUCCCGCUGGAGAGCUCGGGGAUCGGGGCGUUUGCGAUGGGAGGGAGGGAGACGUCGGAGUUCGCCAUGUCGUCGUUCCCUUCCUCCGUCGUCGUCGGUAAGGACUACACAACCGUCGGCUCGUUGUCGAGUACGGAUUCCAUACUCCACGAUGGCCGGUGAGACGCGACGGAGGAGGACCUGUGUCUGUGUGUGUGUCUCUGUCUACUGCAAUUUUUUUGUUUGAUGGCACUGAGCUUGAUUCUAUGUGUACAGAGUUUCGUACAUACAAAAUGAACCUCUUUAACGACCCCAAAAAAUAGCAUCACAGGAGAGAAGGGCUUUUUCCUAAGUCCUAAGUUCUGCACUAGCACCAACGCUGAGAUUUUUGUUCU